UGUAAGCCUACAUAGGAAAACAUAAAAAUUAAGGUGAUACUAGUUAGGAUACUUUAAAAAUCAUGCUAUCGAGCUAGAAGUUCGGUGAACUACGGAAUUUGUUUUUUCCAGUUUUUUCUACCCCUCACCCCCUCACCCCCAAAAAAUGUUGCGGUCCACUUGUAAAUAGCCGCUGACAUCUGACAUUUAUAAACCAUUCGACUCAACAUCGUCGAACGAAGAGUGUCUUGAAAAUAUCUGAAUUACAGUAUUUAAGGGUGGCUAGCACUGUGAUUAUGUGUCUUUUCUAAGUGAUUAACACCCACAGACUCAUGAAUUAUUGAGUUUCAUCGACCAAGAAUAGCGACGCCAUUUUGAAUAGAUAAGUACCGUAACAUAGCGACGGGAUAAAGUUUGUAUACAUAAUGUUCUAGAGCGCGUUCCACUAGCACAUAGGCACAUAAUGUCCUAGAUAUCGGACCAUUGAUAACACAACAAAUGCUGUACACUGGUAGAUAAUUUCCUCUACAAAAUGGUUAGCUCACAAGUUGCCCCAGUUAGGGCCAAACCGACGAUUUUUGGGAACAUUUUAGAACGAAAUGUGGUAUUCUUGUUGGAUACUUCGGGAUCAAUGUACCAUUGCUUGGAUGUCGUUCGAGAACAUUUGAUCGAAAUACUCUUCUUCCGGGCCACAUCGGGACAAGAUACAAUGUUCAAUGUGAUUGAAUUUAACGAGGAAGUAACGAAAUGGGCCGAUCGGAUGGUACAAUGCACUCCUAGAACUGUUAGUGUGGCAAGUGAGUGGAUCAAUAAACUCCAAUGUGGCACAAGCACCAAUACUAUGGGGGCUUUGCUAGAAGCUUAUGAUGAUGAUGGAAUGCAAGCGAUUUAUCUAGUGACGGACGGAAUGCCAGACCAGAGACCUGGAGUUAUAAUUGAGAACGUUCGCAAGCUACACAAAGGGAGACCAAUCCACGCUAUCUACCUUUGCAGUGCAAAAGCUGAUGUUGCAGCGGUUGAAUUCCUCGAAGAUUUGGCAAAAGAGACGAAUGGUUCUCUUCAUGUUAUAAGUUUAACCAUGUUUGGAAGAAUUCAGAAAGUUACCCCGGUUUUUAACCAAAAAUCAGAGUUUUUACGGAGCUAUAGUCAAGAUUUAUUAUCACCUAAUAUUACACCAACUUUUAGCUCUGAUGAAAAUACUAAGUCUAAUAUUGACUUUAACAACUAUUCCUACUCAGAAAGACCAACGUCUGCACCCCCUGCCUCUGGAUUUGUGCCACGCCUUUACGACCCCAAAACAUUUGCAACUGUUUUAAAGGCCCCUCAUGGGUCAGUACCCAUACCGUAUGUGUCAUGGAGUAAGUUUGAGAAACCUAGAGGAUAUUCUAAUGUGUUAAACUAUGCUGACUCGGUGUUGGCCUCUAGAGGGCUUGCUCAGUUUGUUGAUAAAGUGACCAGUUCAGUACCUGUAGCAGCCUCCGUCAUGAAGGGAGUACAGGUCCUUGCGAAACGGGAUUCUGAUGGAUUGUAUUACAUGGGGACUAUCACAGAUCAGGGUGAAAGAGACCAAUUUGUUAUUGAGUUCCACAAAUGCCCCGCCCUACGCAAACCUCAUGUACAAGAAACACCUGUUCAGGACUUCAUUGCUUAUAAAGAUGCUGUCCGUCAACAUGUCUGUCUAGGCGACAAAGUCCUGGCGCCAUGGCAACCAGAUGGUAGAUAUGGACCAGGAACGGUGAUUGAUGGUGUUGAUACCCGCGACUUGCAGCCCCCAGGGUAUGAAGACAAAGGUCAUCUUUUGGUCACGUUUUACAAUGGACAGACGGUAGAGAUUGGUGCUGGCGUGGCAGUGCGCAUACCAUUGGCUCUUUUCGAUCGCCUGGUUACUGAGCUUCAACUCCCUGAAUCCCAACGACGUAAAAUCACCAUAGCGACAGACUCGACACCCCCGGUGUAUGACGGAAGAGCUCCCCCUGCUGAGACCACAUGGCAGAGGCCUUUCUCACCACCCAAGAGUCAACGACGAAAUAACGUGGAAGACAACGAUGCAAGAUUGAAGGCAAAAAUUAAAACACAGCUUGAUCGAAAUCGUCAUUUGCUAGAAAGAGCCAAUUUGAAUCAAGAAGGAGAAUGGGUUAGAAGCCCGUCUCCCACGAACUCUCUACGGAGUGUGCAUUUUAAGGAUUCAAUGGACAGCGGUCAUUGUGAAAAUCUAGGCGACCUUGACUUUAUCGAAUCAGAAAGCGAGGAAAGUGUGGAGAUGAUUGACGUUGCCGUGGGGACGGAGACAGACUUCGAAAAAUAUGUUGGACGUCCGAUGCCUGUUGGUGUGCCCCUUACUAAAGCGGGCGGUCACCCCCAAGAAAAGAAGCGCUGGCGAUGGUGGAGCUCAGGACUCGCGCCCAGGCCUCCGCGGUUCCGCGAGACGCUUAUGUCCUGUCCCGCAGAACCGCGGGACGAAAAACCGCAUCGCCCAGGGCACCAGGAGUACAUGGACGUGGCGGGGGUCCCAUUCCCUGCAAAAACCGACAACAAGGCUUGGCAUCCUUACCACGGCCACACGGUAAGAGCACCCGUGGAGACUGAGCCGAGUUAUCACCAGCCUCCGCGCGGUCAAUCAAACGGCCAGGCCACCAAUGCUCAGAGGGCGAACCCCAUAAAUGGAGACCCGCAAGUAAAGCACCAUGAGUACCAGUCCUCCGCGGGCGUCCCAUUCCCUCCCGCCACCGAUCGCAAAUUUGCAACAAGCGGAAACCAAAACUGGGACCCUAGUCAGGCUGGUCAGCGGAGUGCUCAGUGGGAGGACGGCCUGGGCCACGGGGACACACGUCACAACAUGAAAGAGAGGCUACGGCUGGACCGGAAACGACAUGUGGCGGAACAAUACGAGGGAAGAAUACAGCGUGACGCCGCUGUACAAGAAAUGAAGGAAGCCAGUCGGCUCGACAACCAUAGAAAGAACAUCAAUGCACGAAACCAGCAAAUUGCAGAAACCGCUGCUUCCAAACAGCAGGCUCAAGCCGAGCGUCUGUCGUACAAGCGCGACCAGGCGGCGAAUCAUUACCGGAAAGAGUCCGAGCGCCAGGAGCAAGCUGAUGGCUGGAAACACGAGCGGAUAGAGGCAAUGAAACAACGAGCGGUACAACAUGAAAAUAUGGAGAAGAGCUUUGAGAAGGCAGCGCAAGACUACGCCCAACAGAAACAGGAAGGGUUUAACGCACGCAGACAACAGAGGGUCACUACUCAUCACGAGAGGGUCAUUCACGAAGUGCUGUCGGAACAAGCGAGAGAUCAGCGAUUACGAGCCGAGGCCAGGGCGAGGGAAAGGAAGCUGGAUAAGACCAAACGAGACGCCGAGCGCAGCAAGCAAGACAGGAUAGAUAUCAGGAGACACAACAUGGAUAGGUACCGGGCUAGUGUUAUACCAUGAUCUUAGCAACACGUGGGGGGAGGGGGGCUGCGUAGGGUGUGGGGGGAUGUAAACCCCCAUCUCACGCUACAAUACAAUACAAUACAAUAAUUUAUUUUCCGUCGAUGACGUGGGGAGUGGUCACCCAGUCUCCCGAUCUCGGGGAGCUCAUGGUACAAACGCUCGACAACACUACUGACAACGAUUACAUUACACAUUACAUAAUAAUUCUAAUUAUGGGAAAUAGGGAGAAUUUAAAUACAGUUGCUGCAUUGGCAGCCGUGUGGAAUGAUGUCGGGUAGGUUCUUGCGGAACUCAGAGACGGAAUUAGCAGCUUUAGCAGAGUUAGGUAGUUGGUUCCAAAAAUGUGAUAUUAGGUAGUAAAAAGAGUUAUGCAUAUAUAACGAUUGACGCUAAUACCAUUCCCGGGUGUGACUAGCUAAUUUGAGGUGUGUGUUUAAGCAUAUCUCAACCCUCGUCUCAACCGCUCUGGUUGGAUUUUUUUUUUGAUAUCUCAUACCUUACACAUGAGGUUGAAUAAUUUUAUUUGGUAUUUCUUGAUACGAGGAUGGCACCCUUUUUUACAACGAUAGACAACUUAUCCAUGUACUAGACAGCCUAUUAUAACAAAAACAAUUAUAUAGAUAGUAAUAUGGGCUAAGUUCCCAGGAGAUGGGAAAAUAAAAGAGGUUUUCGUGGCUUG
This is a messenger RNA of Nematostella vectensis (starlet sea anemone), 4091 nucleotides long. RefSeq lists its product as uncharacterized. The transcript is spliced from 8 exons. Bases 512 to 3409 code for a protein of 965 amino acids. Lineage: Eukaryota; Metazoa; Cnidaria; Anthozoa; Actiniaria; Edwardsiidae. The record is from RefSeq and is a predicted model, not a curated record.